AGUUAAAACUGACGCCCCACAUUCACUUUCAAUCUGUUCUUGAAAUCAACAUACAUUUUCAGCUUUUAAAUUGUUCCCUUCAUUAGCACCUUAUUUAUUUAUCACAAAACAAACGAUUAGGCACCUAUAUAUAUAUAUAUAUAUAUAUAUAUUGGUUUUGCAUACACUGCAAAUUAAUCACCAACACAUUCAACUUAGUAGGAGAUGACGAAGCUACCUCAGAUCGCCAUUCUUGGCGCUGGCACUUUCGUUAGGACCCAAUACAUUCCCAGAUUAGCUGAGAUCUCUGACCUCCUUGUUCUCAAAUCAAUUUGGAGCCGAACCGAGGAAUCAGCUAGAGGUGCUGUUGAGAUCGCUCGUAAAUUUUUCCCGGAAGUUGAAUGUAAGUGGGGCGACGAGGGUCUUCAUGAAAUUGUUCAGGAUAGUUCCAUACUUGGGGUUGCGGUGGUUCUGGCUGGACAAACUCAGGUAGAUGUCGCACUGAGGCUGCUGAAGGCAGGCAAGCAUGUCCUUCAAGAGAAACCGGCAGCAGCUUCCAAUAUUGAGGCAGAAACUGCAUUGUCAAGCUAUAAUUCUAUUUGCGCCAAGAUUCCUGGUCAACCAAUAUGGGCUGUUGCAGAAAAUUAUCGGUUUGAACCUGCUUUUGUCGAGGGCAAAAAACUAGUGGCUGGCAUUGGGGAUAUGAUAAGCGUCCAAGUAAUUGUUGAAGGAUCAAUGAACAGUUCAAAUCCUUACUUCUCAAGCUCUUGGAGGCGCAAUUUUACUGGAGGUUUCGUUCUAGAUAUGGGGGUACAUUUCAUUGCAGGGUUGAGGAUGCUUGUUGGGUGUGAAGUCGCCUCAGUAUCAGCUCUGUCUUCUCAUGUAGAUUUGACUUUGCCUCCACCAGAUAACAUCUCCUCUACAUUUCAACUUGAGAAUGGAUGUUCUGGAGUUUUCGUAUUGGUGGUAUCCACAAGAUCGCCCAAGGUAUUAUGGCGAGUUGUUGGCUUAAACGGAACACUGCAAAUUGAGCGAGGAAACAAAGACGGGAAACAUGGGUACUCGGUUUUCCUUUAUACUGCUGACGGCGAAAGCAAGAGUUUCUUCUACCCAUUCAGUGGGGUGGACGAAGAGUUAAAAUCUUUCAUACAUGACAUUUCACAGGCCAAUGUUAAGGAGGAUAGUGGCUACAGAGCUGAACCUCGCAUGUCUUUUGCUGAAGGUGCCCGUGAUGUGGCUGUUUUAGAGGCGAUGCUUGAAUCAGGAAGCAGGCAAGGAGCCUUUGUCCAAGUUAAAAAAUUUUAGGUUCAUGUUAGGUUUCAUCCUCCGGAACUACUUUAUUGCAUCUGUUAAUAUGAUUUAUAUGCUUUGGGAUCUUCGAUUUUCAAGCUUAAUGAUAAUUUGUAUGAAAUUAAAAGCACCUAGAUAUGCAAAGCAUUUGCCAAGGGAGGUAGCUUCCUUUAUUUUGUUGAUUCGAAAUGGUUAAUAGAUGAAGUGAGUUGUGGUGAA
Molecule: messenger RNA, 1488 nt
Organism: Cornus florida
Lineage: Eukaryota; Viridiplantae; Streptophyta; Magnoliopsida; Cornales; Cornaceae
Product: dehydrogenase FPY6-like
Exons: 12
Coding region: 205-1284 (359 amino acids)
Biological process (GO): NADPH regeneration
Cellular component (GO): cytoplasm
Molecular function (GO): nucleotide binding; oxidoreductase activity
Source: RefSeq, a predicted model, not a curated record